Messenger RNA from Amphibalanus amphitrite, 2791 nucleotides. RefSeq names its product neprilysin-1-like. The coding region runs from base 105 to 2495 and encodes 796 amino acids. The transcript is spliced from 16 exons. Gene Ontology annotation, cellular component: plasma membrane. NCBI's taxonomy places the organism in Eukaryota, Metazoa, Arthropoda, Thecostraca, Balanomorpha, Balanidae. Gene Ontology annotation, molecular function: metalloendopeptidase activity. The record is from RefSeq and is a predicted model, not a curated record. Gene Ontology annotation, biological process: protein processing.
GGGAGCGCGGAGGUGACAGUGGUGGGACAGUGAAGUUUGAAACGUCAGACAGACAGAAACUGACCCAGUGAGGAGAGACGGUACGAUUCGUGAGUUAUCUCGCCAUGCCGGGUCAGGCGUACGAGCCUCUGAAUGGACCACAGAGCGAUGAGCGUACCUACCUGAUGCGGGGCGACUCUCGCCGACAGCGGGGCCUGAUUAUCGCGGCUGCAGUGGCCUCUCUGACCGCCUCCCUGCUACUCAUCACCGCCGUCUUCCUGCAGAUGGAGUACAGAGAAGCCCACCACCACGCCGAGCAGAUGGAACAGCUGUGCUCCACCACAGCGGCCCCCCAGUCCACCGCGCCGACACAGCAGGCGCCGUGCACAAGCGCGGGGUGUGUCAGAGCAGCGGCGCGGAUUCUGGACUACAUGGAUCCAUCGGUGGACCCGUGUCAGGACUUUUACCAGUUCUCGUGUGGCCAAUUUCACUUGAACCAACCGCGUCCCACGGAGGAGGCCACCUGGAACCAUUUCCUGAUGGUCAGCCGACACCAUCAGACGGUGAUGAGCGAGGAUUUGAUGUCUAGAGAGCCGGAGGACCUCGCCGGAGCGGCAGGAAAGGUCCGACAGGCCUUCCAGCAGUGCACUAACAUGACGUCACGUGACCAGGCUGGCGUGAGUCGUCUGUCGGCGGCUCUGGAGCGGAUCGGCGGCUGGCCGGCCCUGUCCUCCCUCACGGGGACCCAGUGGAACAACACCGGCUACAGAUGGUCGACGGCAGCGAUGUUGGCGCAGCGCUACACCGGCAGACUGACCGGAGCGCCGCUCGUAUAUCUAUCCGUUUCCAUCGACGAGAAAAACGCAACACGGCACCUGUUGCACGUGGAUCAGCCAUCUCUGGGCAUGACCCGCGGGAUUCUGGUGGAGCCAGAGUCUAACCCCGAGCUGCACUCUGCCUACGAGCGUCUCAUCACCGACACUCUGCUUCUGCUGCUGCCAAGGGAUGGCGAGGGACAGUCAACUGUCAACGAGACCGUCAGAGCGGCAGCACAGGAGGCUGCUGCCCAGAUUCGGCAGUUCGAGGUCCAGCUAGCCAGGCUAACCAUCGCAGCCGAGAACCGUCGAAAUAGCAGCCGGAUAUACAACAAGAUGACGCUAAACGAGCUCCAGCAGCUUACCGACCAGAUUCAGCCAAACAUGAUUCCUUGGACGGAGCUGAUUGAUCAAUUCCUUUCUCUGGGCGGCGACACGGAGUCGGGACCACCAGACGGCAGCAUGGAGGUCGUGGUGCUCGAACAAGACUUCUUGCGAAACCUCACACUGCUGCUGAACGACACAGAUAUCUCUACCGUGGCAAAUUACAUCGCCUGGCGUGUUGCCCUGAGCUCUCUGGUGCAUCUUGAUUCGGAAGCAGGGAGGAUUCGCUAUCAAUUCUACAAAACUACGGCAGGUCUGAAAGCUCCCCCACCCGUCGAACAAGGCUGCUUCAAUUGGCUGAUAGAAUCAAUGGGAGCAGGACUGAGUUAUAUCUUCAUCACAAAGUUCUUCCCACCCGACCGCAAAGACAAGGUGACUGCGAUGGCAUCCGACAUCGGCACGGCGUUCGGUCAGCGCCUAAACAACAUCACCUGGAUGGACGAGGCCACGCUGCAGCAGGCGCUGGCCAAGGUGGACCAGAUGGUGACCAACGUGGCACACCGGAACUGGAUGGCCAAUGUCACCGAGAUCGAGCAGUACUAUCAGAGUUUCGAUUUUCAGCCUGAUCAGUUCGCAAACUACGUGUCUCUGAAUCGGUUGGAACAAGGAAGGAACGUUGAUCUUCUCACCAAACCAGUGGAUCGACACACGUAUCUGGAAUACCCGAUCGUGGUGAAUGCUUUCUAUGAACAAACACUGAAUUCGAUCACCUUCCCAGCAGCGAUUCUGGCACCACCAUUCUUCGACGACGGACUUCAAGUGCUAAACUACGGCGCGAUCGGCUCGGUGGUGGGGCACGAGUACACGCACGGUUUCGACGACGUGGGCAGUCAGUUUGACGCUGUGGGAAACCUGGUCUCCUGGUGGUCGGACCAGACCUCUGCAGAGUUCCGACAGCGGGCCGACUGUGUCAGAGAUCAGUACGGCAACUACAGCCUCCCCGGACUGGAGGCGUUCACUAACGACUCUCAUGUAAACGGUCUUUUGACACUGGGGGAGAACAUUGCCGAUAACGGCGGUCUGGCGCGCGCCUACGAGGGCUACUUUGACCAGUACGUGCGCCGGCACGGGCCGGAGCCACCACUGCCGGCACUCACCAACUUCACAGCCGAGCAGCUCUUCUUCAUCGCGUUUGGUCAGAUGUGGUGCAGCAGCGAAACCCCCGAGUACCUGCACAGCCGCCUGUUGAUGGACCCGCACAGCCCGCGCCGUGUCCGCGUGCACGGUACCGUAUCCAACUCUGUCGCCUUCGCCGCCGCCUUCUCCUGUCCGACGGCGGCGCCCAUGAACCCCGAGCACAAGUGCAUCGUUUGGUGACCUGUACUGAGCGGGCAUUAUUUGAAGAUAGUCGUGCUGGAUGGUGGUGAUAUGAUGUGGUUUGCCUUUGACUGUAACAAUGAGAAACGAUAUAAAAACUAAGCUGAUAGUGGCCAAAAGGCUUGUUAUACAAUGUCAUCAUAUAUAACAAGCCUUUUGGCUUGUUAUAUGCAGGUUCUGAUAUUGAACGUAAAAAGAAAUACAUGUCUUUACAGAUUUCGAAGUCCAUCAUAUCUGGUCGUUUGGCAUGUUUUGCAUAUAUAGAAUUUCCACAUCCAGAAAUACAGCUUUUUGCU